Sphenostylis stenocarpa is the source of this 1272-nucleotide messenger RNA. The record is from the annotation of a GenBank genome assembly. NCBI's taxonomy places the organism in Eukaryota, Viridiplantae, Streptophyta, Magnoliopsida, Fabales, Fabaceae.
AUGGUCUUGGGGAAGCAGAAAGGGUGGCGUGGACAUAGGAAGAGUAUAGAAGAACGUGGGGGGCUUGACCGAGAGGGUGUUGGUGCGCAGAAGGCUGCAAGAUUAGAACGAAAAAAACAAAGAAAGAAACCGAAAAGAGACCAACAAAGCACGAAGGAAAAGGAAAGUUUUGUUGAAUGUAAAAGAAUGGUUACAUUGCCCCGCACAAAGGAAGCAGCAGCAGCAGCAGCACCUAUAGACCCUAGGGAAAUGAUACAGGAAGAUCAAGGGCAGUGUUCUUCUCAAGCGAUCAAUAACUACCACCAGGCCUAUCAAGAGCAGCUUCUCCUUCAGCAGCAGAUGCAGCAACAAAACAAUGAUAUCUUUGGUGGAGGCGGAGGAAGAGGAGGAUUGAACAUGUACCCUGCUGAAGUCUCUCCAAUCAUGCAUAAUCAGCCUUGGUCUAUGCCUCAUCAUCAGGUUCAUCACCCCUUCAACCCGGUGAGAGAGCAUGACCCUUUUCUCGUCCCUCCCCAACCUUCACCCUAUGCAAGUUUGUUCAACCGAAGGGGUCAUUCUCUUCAGUUUGCAUAUGAUGGUUCAUCUUCUGACCACCUUAGGAUCAUAUCUGAUACCCUUGGACCGGUCGUUCAACCCGGUUCAGCACCCUUCGGCCUCCAAACCGAGUUGGCUAAGAUGACUGCUCAAGAAAUCAUGGAGGCUAAGGCCCUUGCAGCAUCCAAGAGUCACAGUGAAGCUGAAAGGAGACGCAGAGAGAGAAUCAAUAACCAUCUUGCCAAGCUGCGAAGCUUGUUGCCUAGCACAACCAAAACAGAUAAAGCAUCAUUGCUAGCAGAAGUGAUUCAGCAUGUGAAGGAGCUGAAGCGUCAAACCUCAUUGAUAGCAGAAUCGAGUCCGGUUCCUACGGAGGCCGAUGAGUUAACAGUGGUGGACGAAGCUGAUGAAGAUGGCAAGUCUGUGAUCAAAGCCUCUUUGUGCUGUGAAGAUAGGUCAGAUCUGUUCCCUGAACUAAUCAAGACCUUGAAAGCAUUGAGGCUAAGAACCCUUAAAGCUGAGAUCACUACGCUAGGAGGGCGUGUGAAGAACGUGCUGUUCAUCACUGGGGAAGAAGCAGACUCAAGCAGUGGCAGCGAGGACCAUAACCACCAGCAACAGUACUGCAUUAACUCAAUACAAGAAGCACUUAAGGCAGUGAUGGAGAAGAGCGUAGGAGAUGAGUCUGCUUCUGCAAAUAUUAAGAGACAAAGGACCAAUAUAAUAUCAAUGUCCUAG